AUGACCCCCAUCUUGAUUGGCGCCGCUCCCGGUCACGGCCGGUUUCAGAAUAGAACGGCCGACGCCGGCGAGAUCUCCGCCGCCCAGCUCUGGGAGGAGCAGAGCAAGGCCGUCGCCGACAUCGUCAAGAAGCAGCAGGAGCACGGCGUCCGCGCCAUCUGCUCCGGCGAGUUUGACCGCAAGUGGUACUUUGGCGGCUUCUUCGAGAAGCUCGACGGCUUCCGCGAGGUCAUCCCCAAGGCCGGCAAGCAGUACCCCAUGGCCGCCGUCUGCGAGGGCAAGAUCAAGUACACCAAGAGCCCCUACCUCGAGAACUGGAAGCUCCUCCGGUCCCAGCUCCCCGAGAGCCAGUGGGGCGAUGCCAAGUUCACCAUGCCUCCCCCUUGCUACUUCCACCUCCGCCUCGGCCCCGGCAAGUGCUACAGCAGCGACGCCUACGCCAACGAUAAGGAGUUCUUCGCCGACCUCGCCAAGGCCUACCAGCAGGAGUUCCAGACCCUCUACGCCGAGGGCCUCCGCAACGUCCAGCUCGACGACCCCACCCUCGCCUACUUCUGCUCCGAUGCCAUGCACGACUCUCUGAGGCAGGACGGUGAGGACCCCGAGGCCCUCUUCGAGACCUACCUCCAGGCGCACAACGACUGCAUCGCCAACAAGCCCGAGGGCCUUCACGUUGGCCUCCACAUCUGUAGAGGUAACUUUGCCAAGUCCAUGCACUUCAGCGAGGGCUCCUACGAAAAGAUUUCGGAAAAGAUGUUCUCCACCCUCAACUACGACACCUUCUUCCUCGAGUACGACAACCCCCGCUCCGGCGGCUUCGAGCCCCUCCGAUUCCUCCCCAAGGGCAAGAACGUCGUCCUCGGCGUCGUCACCACCAAGGAGCCUGAGCUCGAAGACGCCGAGCUCAUCAAGACCCGCGUUAGGCAGGCCGCCGAGAUCAUCGCCCAGGGCCAGGGCGUCUCCGUCGACGAGGCCAUGCAGAGCAUCGGCAUCAGCCCCCAGUGCGGCUUCGCCAGCGUCGCCGUCGGCGCCGAGGGCAUGACCGAGGAGAAGAUGUUUGCCAAGCUCAAGCUCGUCAAGGACGUCGCCGACGAGCUCUGGCCCAACAGGGCGUAG
Parascedosporium putredinis is the source of this 1116-nucleotide messenger RNA. NCBI's taxonomy places the organism in Eukaryota, Fungi, Ascomycota, Sordariomycetes, Microascales, Microascaceae. The record is from the annotation of a GenBank genome assembly.